AUGCGGACGAAUGUUUUGCUUCUCUUUGUGGCGGUCGUCUCCCUCGCAACCUUCAGCAACUUGGUCGUUGCAGAGAAAGCGGUACAUCAAGUUCAAGAUCCCCAGCACCCCCUAAAGUCUCUCCGAGGUGACAGCUCAGCUCGCAACCUCAAAGGAAGCCACGAAAUGGCCAAGACUGACGUCGCCGACGAGGUGGAACGAGGUUAUCAACAAGUUAAGUCCAUAUUGGACAGGGGGGACCCCAACAAACUGUCGAAGAAGAACGUCCAGAAGGUCCGUUCGUACGCCGAGGAGAACCCCGACAAAUGGUUAUUCAUGUCGAACUACCUCGAGUACUUUUACGGUAUCUCGUUCCUGGCGCUGAUGGCGGGUGGAGCUCUUUGGCACGGCAUGCAACCGGCCGGAGCGGGCGGCCCAAAGAUUAACUAA
This is a messenger RNA of Phytophthora sojae, 429 nucleotides long. RefSeq lists its product as hypothetical. Lineage: Eukaryota; Oomycota; Peronosporomycetes; Peronosporales; Peronosporaceae. The record is from RefSeq and is a predicted model, not a curated record. Bases 1 to 429 code for a protein of 142 amino acids. The transcript has a single exon.